AUGUUCAUCUUUCAGAUGAGGAAACUGAGGAGUAGUGACUUGCCCAGUGGGACCGAGGUGGAGUUUCCCUUCCCGUCCCGAGACUCCAGCGGCAGCGCGCGGUCCCCACGAGAUUCCUGGGCAGCAGCGCAGGAGGCAGGAGCAGCCGGGCGGCGCAGCCAGGACCAGCGGACGCCGGGCGCGCCCGGGCCCUCGAGGAACCCCAGCAUGGCUAUGCCCUGGGGACCCCGGGAGCAGGCUCGUUCACGCACACAUGCUCUCCCAAGGGUCCCCAGCCCUGGGUGGGCCGCCUCCCCGGCGCUCUCCACGUCCAGACCCGGGACGCCGGGGUCUGACCCGCCCCCCACUCCCCGCAGGGACCGGGAUGUGAAACGUGCAGGGGCGCAGGGGACCUGGACGCGGGCAGAGCCGGCGGGAGACCCCCGCAGCGUGGCCAUCUUCCACCCCACACAGGGCGCCAGCUUCUCCGAGCCUGGCCGGUUGGAGUUCGAGGCCACCAGUCUUGGCCAGGAGCUGCUGGACGCAUGGCUGGUCGUGCGGAGGCUGCGCGGGGAGGACCAGGCCAACUACACCUGCCAGUCUACCACAUUGCGCAGGGCGGCAGGAGGGACGGGACCUGGCCCCGCGUGCUCGGCACGCGGGAGGGGAGCAGAGGAGGGAGGGCCGUGGAUGGCGGCGCGAGUACCUCCAGAGAAGGAUUGUGGGGACAAAAGAAGGAGCUCUGCCUGGAGCCUGUGCCUGAAGCCCGCUGCAUGUCCAGCAGGGGGCGCCCGCCUGCCCAGAUCCCCUGGUCCUCCCACCUGGGUGGAAAGGCCAACAACAGCCAGGAGCUGGGGCUCCUUGCCUGGCUUGCGUGCCAUUAUCAGCGGCUUCACCUUAACUCCCCCAAGCCCGGCAGAUGGUGAGAGCGCCACCUGCAGGAUGGACCAGGAGAGCUUGGAGGCCCCAGCCCCGCUGCCCUGGAUUCUCAACAUGACCUGUGAGUGUGCCCACGGGUGAGCAAGGGGGACAAGCACUGCCAGCCUGCCUGCGCACCACCACUGUCCCCAUCAGCUCCCCGGGCCUCAAACAACACUGCCUUUCAUUACUUCUACUGUCUUCCGAGACCUCAGUGAACACUGCUCCCCAGGCGGCCUACCCAGCCCAGCUCCCCUGGCCACUGUCUACACUGACACUCCACACUGUCUACACUGGUUCCCUUGAGCAGUCUACAGACACUGCCUACACCUGCUUCCCCAGGCAACUAUCUAGACGCACCUUGCCCACAUUGCUACACUGCUUCCCCCACUGUCUACACCACCUCCCUUGUCCAUUUUCUACACUGCGUUACCAUUGUCUAUACUGGCUCCUUGUCUACAUGGAGACAUUGUCAUUUAGGCCGCCGGCUGUUCCCGUGUUGCCUAGACUGGCUCCUGUGGCCACCAUCUCGACACUGUACAUUUUCUACCCUGGUUCUCCUAGGCACUCUGUCACACCGACCCACGACACUGUCUACAUUUCCCCCAGUGUAGUCUAUGUUCCCUUCUAAUGCAAGACUGUCUACACUGGCUUGUCGAGGGGCUGUGUCGUCCCGUUAUUGUCUAUAUUGAAUAUUCCCUCCCAGGUACUACACUUUGAGUGGCCAUGUGCCAGGAGGUCUUCUGGGGGAACUGGGAGGGGCUCUCACGGGCUGUCACUGUGUAGGACAGAACCAGAGGCAUGGAAGCAAGACCCUGAAUCAAGAGGGCCACAAGGACACGAGUCCCCAGAAUUCUCAGACUGUGGGGGAGUGCUCACCUAAUUUUUCUCUCUCUUUAAUUUCCUUAACUAGGUAAUACAUAAACAUCCCCAAAUCAAAAGUUAUAAAAAAAAAUCAGAAGUCCACUUUGAGUUCAUUUGAGCACAGGGCAUAAGGUAAGGGUCCAGCUCCAUUCUUUUGCAAGUGGAUAUCCAGUUUUGUACAAUAUUGUGAAUGUAACACCAUAAAAUAAUAAAUUUAAACAUGACUGAAAAAACAUUAUGUUUUCCCACAAAUUUUGAAAGUUAAUAAGGUAAUAUACCAAAAACUGUUGAAUUAUACAUUUUGGGUGGGAGAAACUGUAUUUCCACAAACGUAGUGACUUGAAAAACACACAAUUAUUCUGUCACAGUUCUGGAGGUCAGAAGCCUGAAACGGGUCUCACUGGGCUAAAAUCAAGGUGUCGGCAGGACUGGUUCCCUCCGGAGGCUCAGGGGAGAGUCCCUUGGCUUGCCCUCUGCAGCUUCCAGAGGCCACCCACGUCCUUUGGCAUAUGGCCUCCCAUCACGUGGCCUUUCUCUCUCUGCUCCCGCUGUCACAUCACCUUCUUCCUCCUGCGACCUUCCUGCCUCCCUCUUUGCCUUCUAAGGAUGCCUGUGAUUACACUGGAGAAGCCAGGCUCAUUCUCCAUCUCCAGGUCCUUAGCUUAAUCACAUCUGCAGAGUCCCUUUUGCCAUGGAAGGCACCAUAUUCGCAGGUUCCAGGAAUCAUGAUGUGUGCAUCUUAAGUGAUCCAUUAUUGUGUCUACAGCCCCCACCACAGAGAGCCACAGCACCAUUUUUGGGCAAGUUUAUUUAUGCACAAACAACAAGUAGAUAUUAAUUUUUCCACAAUAGGUAACGUCUCACACACAGUUCUGCACCUUGCUUCUGUUACUAAAGGUGUCUGGAAAUUAAGCGUCUCUUUAGUCUUCACAUCCUUGUAGUACUGCAGAGUGGGAUGGCUGGUACUUUUUCAACCAGGCCCCUAUGGACUGACAUCUGUGCUGUUUCUGCCCUUUUACCAUUAGAGUGGUAGUGAAGUGGUCUUGUACACUGUCAGCUCACUCACGUUGACGCAUGGGUGUAGAACACACCUCUGGAGGUGGAAUUGAUGGGUUGCAGUGUAUGUGUGUCCCUGUCAUGGUGAUAGAUGGGGACAAACAGUCCUGCAGAGAAGUCCCGUUGAUCUCUGUUUCCACCAGCAAUAGAUGUGAUGGCCUGUUUGGG
Messenger RNA from Manis javanica (Malayan pangolin), 2985 nucleotides. The record is from RefSeq and is a predicted model, not a curated record. NCBI's taxonomy places the organism in Eukaryota, Metazoa, Chordata, Mammalia, Pholidota, Manidae.